Molecule: messenger RNA, 4706 nt
Organism: Hemicordylus capensis (graceful crag lizard)
Lineage: Eukaryota; Metazoa; Chordata; Lepidosauria; Squamata; Cordylidae
Gene: FBRS
Product: fibrosin
Exons: 18
Coding region: 621-3878 (1085 amino acids)
Source: RefSeq, a predicted model, not a curated record
UGGGUCGCGGCUGGAGGGAUGUAAACUCCUUGUAAAAGGCAAGGGUGACAGUCGCCAAGAUUUUUAUUCCAUACACCAAGGGGAGGUCCGAUAUUAAAGGAGAACCCCCUGUGCCUUGGCAGGGGCUAAUUUCCAUGUUAAAACCUUCUCAGAUAAACUUCCACUGUUUAAAGCUGUAUGUUGAAAGUAUUUAAUUUUGUUAUUUAAUGGUCUUGUCUUUAAGAGGAAGACAAAAAACAGAACAAAACUGCCAUCUCUGUCACUUGAGAGGAAAUUAGACUUGAGUCAAAGGGCAAGCAUCUUGACUUUACUGAAGAAAAGAGGAUUCUUCUGUUUGAGUAGAGACUGUACAUAUAAACUGAGGAAAGCUCGCCAGCAGGACAGUUUUGGAGGCCCAGGGAUUCCUGUUUUUCAAAUUCAAAAUCCCCUCUCUUGAAAAAGGGAGCCUUGUUCUUACCUUUGGUGCUUCUCUGAGCGGCAUUCACUGAAGAGAAAGGGAAGUUGAGAGCAGCUGCAAUGCAACUGGCUGGUGAGGGGUGAAGGGUGCCCCCCCUUCUCACGUGUCUGCAAUACCCACAGGACACAACACGACACAUUCUCUGUACCUCAAGGGGGGCAUCAUGGAAGGAACAGCGGCUGCUCCUGCCCCAUGCUGGAGCGGGGGAGGAGGCAGCAGUGGCAGAGCACGAAGGCAGCGGCGUUGCUCACGGCGGGACCGUGAGAGUCGUUGCACUCGCCGUCGAGGAGGCCGUCCCAGGGAUGCUUCCCACCGAGGUCUCUUGUCGUCGUCCUCUUCAGGUUCGGACAGUGAGGGCCCCUCUCCCCCUGUCCCUGUGGCUCCUGGGAAAGGCCGCUCCCUGCAGCGGCGGCGGCGGCGACCCCUCCGACGGCGGAAGAGAGCUUCUGGAUCUUCCUGCAGUCAUGAGGAGGAAGAGGAGGAGGAGGAGGAGGAGGAGGACCUCAUUGAUGGCUUUGCCAUUGCCAGCUUUGUCAGCCUUGAAGCACUUGAGAAGGAUGCAACCCUGAAGACCCCAGAGCGGUUGGAGCUUCGGAUGAAGCAUUCCGGAAAGAGAAAACGGGGCGAGGGAAAUAAUUCUGAGCCAGAGGAUGAGGACAGGAGUUUGGAGAAAGGUCGCAGCCGGGGCUGUGGAGGGGAGAGAGCACCGAGAAAACGUAGCAAGAGGCGGCACAAAGAGCCUUCUCUUCAAUCCUACCUGGAAACUGGAUAUAUAUGUGAUACAGAAAGUGACCCAGAGGAGCAGGCCUCCAUUGAUGACCUCGAACAGUCAUUCACUGUCUCAACCAGCAAAGCAGCCUCGGGACCCAUUGGUGCAUUAAAUGGGAGCUGUGAAGCCAAACUCUCUGUGAUCCCUAAAGUCUCCGGCCUGGAACGGAGCCAGGAACGCAACUAUGAGGCCGACCGGGACCCCCUGCUAGUGCCUUUCCUGCCCAAGGACCCUCCUUCUCAGGCAGCCGCAGUCUCUGUUCCAGCUCAGGCCUUGCCCCCCAGUCCUCCUGCCCCACCUCCCACCAGGACUCGGUCUCAGACGCCUAAUGCUGUUCGUGGGACACCCCAGCCCAAAGGCCAGCUGCCUCCAACACUUCAGGGGGGAGCCGUUCCCCACAGCCUUGGCCAGAGCCAUCUGCACAUGAAGGUACCACCCUUUGCCAGCCAGACACAGGCACCAUACGCUGUAGGGCUGGACCUCAGCACCGGAGGGUGCAGCCGCAGCACAGCUCACCCCAAGCCCAUCCUCCCUCCGUGCUCCCCUUCUUCCUCUCAGCUCCCUCACCGACCCCCCACCCCCUCACUGGCCCUGCCUCCCCACGCCUUUCCGCCCACUGUUCGUCCCCAUUCCCACCACCACCCGGGCAUGUUCACCCCCUCGCCUGGCCUUCCGCCGCCACCCCCGCUGCUUCAAGUUGCCGGACACCCAGCUGCAGCCGCUGCCAUAUCUGGACAAGAGCUAAUUCGCCAAGAACUGAGUUCCCAAUUCCUGACAGCGCAAGGUGGAGCCGACAUGGGAGCUGCCGCUAUCCGCCCAUUUUUCCAGUUCCACCAGCACAACCACCAGCACCAGCACACCCACCAGCACACCCACCAGCACUUCACCCCGUUCCCGCCAGGCAUGGUGCCCACACCCACUCCAGCCAUGUAUGAGAAAUAUCCUGGCAAGAUGGAUGGGCUUCUGAGGCAUAAUUUUUAUCCUGCGCCAUUCCCCCCAACCGUGUCGGGGAUCUCCGCUGUGACUUUUGGCUCCCUGCAGGGGGCGUUCCAACCUAAGAGCACUAACCCUGACCUGCCAUCCCGGCUAGGCGCUGUCCCACCCAGCUUGUCCCAGAAAGGCACCCAGCUCACGGACCCCUUCAGGCCGACACUGAGAAAGCCUGGGAAGUGGUGCGCCAUGCACGUCCGUGUGGCAUAUAUGAUCCUGCGGCACCAGGAGAAGAUGAAGGUAGGGUGGGCCUGUGCCACCUCCCCCCUCCGCCUGCGUACAGUGAUGGGGUGUGGCGCAGCUCCUGCUGGUGGCCGCCAGAGGGUCGCUGCAAACAACGGGAGAGGCUUCUCCCCUCCUGCUCUUCUGAUGCCCGUGCUGGACCCAGGAUCCAAGUUGGGGUCUCUGAUGCAGGGUGAUCCCCACAAAUUGGAUUUCCGGAACGACCUCCUCACUUGCAUGCCUGGCCCUGGAACCUUUGGCAGCUUGCCCCACGGCCAGGAGCUGACACGCCCUGCCACCCUUUUCACGGCCUCUGGUACUGUCCACCCAGGCAGCGGCUCCUCCUUUGGUCCUGCCAGCACCCCUCACGGCUCCUUCCUCAGCCCCAGCCCCCACAUUGAUCCCUUUGGCAGGCCCCCCAGCUUCGCUUCGCUGGGGGCACUCUCCAAUGGGGCUUUUGGGGGCCUAGGCAACCCAUCCUUCAACCCUAGCUCUGUAUUUGGGCAGAAGGACAGCCCUGGCGCUCCAGCCUACCCCAGCCCCCAUGAUGCAUGGAACCGGCUGCACCGCACACCCUCUUCCUUCCCCACUGCCCCAGCCUGGCCCAAAGGCGCCACUGGAGAUGGGGCUGAGCGCGGAGGUGCCCAGCACGACAAGGAGAGUGAGAAGCCAGAAGGGCCAGUGAUCAAGGAUGAAAAGGACAGAGAUGCCCUCUUCUCCCGCCAUCCACUGCGUGCCUCUCCAGCCACACCCACCCCAAAGAACCCAGCACUGGUCCAUGAGGACCCCCCAGGCCGGACCCACAUGCCAACGGAGCGUGAGCACCGCUAUGGUAGCCCCGCAAGUUCAGGUCACACCUCUCGCUCACCUUAUCCAGAGCCACCUUUGAAGAAGGAAGUGAAGGUCAAGGAAGAGCCUGAGUUGACCGGGUUUGAGGGGGCGUUGCGCACAGGGGCUCCCUUCCACAGUACCCUGCAUGUUUCCCACCCCCUGGGGACACUGGCUGUGUUUGAGCGACCCCCGGCUGGGACUGGUGGAAGUGUCUCCCCAUACUUGGUAGCCGGCCCUCCCUCGGCUGCCUCCUAUGCUGCGCUCGAAGCUUGGCGUGAGCCCUACCACCGAGGGCUGGAAUUGCACCCGCUCCAGCGCCUGCCCCGCUACCUGGAGACCCCAUCGCCUGCUGCCGCUGCUGCUGAGGACUACGAACGGGCCCGAUUAUAUGGCCUGGCACCCGCACCCCACCCCAGCCUGAUGGCCUACCCCCGCCAUCAAAACGGGCUCCUGGCAAAAGCCACCCCCUCGGCCACAGCUGCGGCUGUCGGACUCCUGAGUGCCCCCCCGCCUCUCAUCCCUGCUUCAAAUGCUCGGCCCUGUUCCCCUCGGCGUGCCACUGACAUCCGGGAACUGGCAGCUGCCUACAAGGACCGGGACUCCAGAUAGUGGUGCUGCAGUGGGGUCCUGGAACAAGAGCACCCACACCAAACAGCUUCCCUUGCCUUCAGUGGACUGACGGGGUCAGCAUGGGCCCUGGGCAGUUAUCUAGGCCCUCUUCACGAUAGUAGGGAUAGGAGUGUGGCCUUCUUCCACCUUAGUCUGAGUGCCCUAGAAGCUACUACCAUCGCCCUGGGAGAAUUCUAGCCCCCUUUGGUUAUGAGCAGUGGGACCCUCUUCCUGGCUCCCAUGGGGCUUAAGAUAAUGUGGUCUGUCUUGGGGGUGGUGGUGGUGGUGGUGGUGGAGGAGUGGGGCAGGGAUUCAGGUGUUGGGGUGCCCCCAGUCUGUCUGUCUGAUGUCUUCAAAGUUCCCUCUUUCUGACCCUGGGGUGGGGAGGGGGGUUGGCACAGGAUUCAGUGUCUGCUUCCUGCUGGACUGAAAUUGACUUGGGAGCAUGUUCUUUUCCCUCCAUGGACUGAUGGGAAGGCUGCUUUCAGGGGAAGGGGGGGCUGUAUCUUGGGGCACCUCCCCCACCAGGCAGUGUAAAUAUUUAUAUAUUCUGCUCCAGGCAGGUGGGGAAAAGGUUUUUGUACAUUUAUAAAAGGUUUGAGAUUGUGAUUUUAACAGUGACUUUUCCCUCUUCUCCUGCCCCCACAGCACCCUUUGUUUUUACUGUACUGCUCUUUUCUAUACCUGUAUCUGCUCCCUCUCCACCCCGGUCCCUCUCCUUAUUCUGUAACUGAUUGGGAAGGGGCAACAAAAAGGGUGCAACCCACCUGUCUUUUGCCCUUUUCUUCCCCAGGUUGGUUAAUUAAACCCCAAACUGGUGCUUCUGGA